AUGCAUUCAUACAAAAGGUAGAAGCUAUGAAAUAUACAAGUGUGAAGAGUACUCACUGUGGUUUCUGUGCCAACAAACAAUGUUUUUUCUGGUUUUCCCGGAGUAUUGCCUGUUGGUGUGCCAAAUUUCCUCUUCCCUGGUUUCAUCCUUGGAAUAUGGGAAAAACAGGAAAAAACCUAUAUCAGUAUAUAUGUCCAGCUAUACCACAGCACACAAGUAUAAAUACACAACUAUGUGCUACAAUUUUAGCAUGUCUUCAGCGAUGUAUAUCUCGAAAACUAAAGGAGGUUCACACAGGUUCACCAGCCUUUUUAGAACUACCAGUCCUUAUAGUGUAAUUCUAACUUAAUAAGGGGGAGCUUCACCUAGAAAUUUGGUGAUACUGGAAAAAAAUAUCAAUUGGCUCUCAAUCUGCCAGCCAACAAAACGCAAUUACUCAAGAUCGAGUGAUAAAUAACGAAGAUUUGGUUACUGUAAAGUCAACAUCGGCAAGAAAACUGGAGAAUGCUAGUUCUGAACUACCCCAAACUCCCGAAUUUACAAGACAGAAUUCACAAGAAAAAGACGGAUACCGGAUUGUUUAUAUUGAGAACAUACGGAAAGCUGUUGAAAUGAUGCACAAAUGUAAGAAUGGGACAAUCAUAACUUGUGAAGAUGCUUCAAAACGUGCAGGAUUGAGCAGCAGCUACUAUUUUGAAUGCACCAAAUGUAGACAGGGAGUGGACAUGGAUACUUCGAAGCCAGUCGAGGGAAAAGCUUGUUCUUUUGAUGUAAAUCGGAGAACGAAUUUUGCCAUGGGUGAGUUGGGCUUAGGCAGAGAGGCUCUUGCAACAAUUUGCGAAAUUUUAAAUAUGCCACCCCCAGUAAGUGAUAGUGCUUAUCAAAAACAUAAUCGCUCGGUGAACUUAGCAACACGAAAAGUUUUGGAAGAAAGGUUGAACGAUGCCGGCCAUCGAGUACGCACAUUCCUGCAGAAGGAUGAUGCAGAAAUUCUUGAUGUUGCCGUGUCAUUUGAUGGUACAUGGAGCAAAAGGGGCUUCACGGCCAACUAUGGAGUUGGAAUUGUCAUUUCUGCUGAUACUGGGGAGGUCUUGGACUAUGUUGUUUUAUCAAAGGUCUGUGAACUUUGCAAAGCUGCAGAGAAACACAAAAGCAAUCGCGAUAAAUACCAAGAGUGGAAAGAUGCUCAUGCGGCCAGUGGACUGUGCCAAAAGAAUUAUAAUGGUUCUAGUCCUGCUAUGGAAAAAGAAGCAGCCAGAAUUUUGUGGAGUAGAUCUGUCGAGAAGCACAAGUUCCGGUAUAUUGAUAUGGUAUGUGAUAGCAAGGCAUAUGGAGAAGUGUGGGAUAUAUAUGGGGUUUGUGAUGAUUGUGAGAAAUAUGAAAAUAUGGACAAACAGUCAGCAGAGUACCAAAAGUGGUUGAAAUCGAAAGCACAUGCUAAUUGGGAGAGAGAACAUAGCACAAGCAAUGAAAAUUGCCAUCGGGUUAGCAAGCUUGAUUGUGUCGGACAUGUGCCGAAGCGUAUGGGCAAAAACCUGAUAGCUCUGUCUGGAAAGUCAAAGCUCGCAGAUGGUAAACCGGUGGGAGGAAGAAAUAUUAUGGCAAUGCCAUUAGACGGUGCGUGGACAAAAAGCGAAAAGUAAACAAGAAGUGGAGGAUGCAGUAAAGAGAAUGCAAUGUGCGAUAAAAGGAGUAUUGUACCACAGCGUGAAGAUUGUGGAUGAAAAGAAGAGGCAUCAGUACUGUCCUGAUGGAGAAGGUUCCUGGUGUUCAUUCAAGAGAGACAAAGCAGUAGGAACCAAUACUCCUUUUCUCGACAAGUCACACCAUCUGGAUCCAGUCUUUUUAGAAUUUUUAAUACCGUUAUUCGACCGACUUAGUGAGAAGAAGCUGCUGAAAAGGUGCUUACCAGGGCUCUCACAGAAUGCUAAUGAGUCUGUCAACUCACUUGUGUGGAACAGAUGCCCUAAACAUAGGAACAGAGGGAUAAAAUAUGUUGAGACAGCAGCUGCCUCUGCAAUCAUGCAAUUCAACAUUGGUGCGGCUGGUCGACAUGGCGUCAUGAAAGAGUUGGAGAUCUCUGGUGGUUACUAUACAAAAGCUGGAAGUGGGAAAAAGAAUAAGAAGAGAGUGAAGCAAGCAAAUGCAAGAGCCCAAAAGAAAUUUAAAGAAGCAAGGCAGAAGAUCCGACAGGCGAAAUUGGUUGAAGAGGCCAGAUUGAAGGCAUUAGAAGGAGUAACAUAUCAAAGCGCGGCAUUUAACGAAGAUAAUUUCAAUGGUUCAAGGAAGAGAAAGACAGAUAAAACUACUCCUAAGGAAGGCAAGAGCAAGCAGACAAGGAAAGAAUAA
Messenger RNA from Paramuricea clavata, 2349 nucleotides. Lineage: Eukaryota; Metazoa; Cnidaria; Anthozoa; Malacalcyonacea; Plexauridae. The record is from the annotation of a GenBank genome assembly.